AUGCUGCGGCUUGAGGUGCAGUCAGCCAAGAUUGAGCCGCCCCUGUCCCCCCCACCCAAACCCUGUGUGUCCAUCGAUUUUAGAGAUAUCCAGAAGAGAACUCAUGUGGUGGAAGGGAAUGACCCUACGUGGAACGAGACCCUAGUCUGGCACCUCUGGAACCGCCCUCUGGAAAAUGACUCCUUCCUGCAAAUCAUCCUUCAGGACAUAGGCUCAAAAAAGGAAGAAAGGUUCAUUGGCAUGGCCACAGUACUACUCAAGCCAUUGGUGAAACAACCGGGUAAAGUCCUUGUUGUGAAGGACCUGACCCUACUCAACCAUUCCAUGACGCCCACAGACUGCACUGUCACCCUACAGGUGGCCCAUAUGAAGAGCUGGGGUAUUGAGAAGACAGGGCACAAAGACCUCCUGGGCAUGACUACUAGAGAGGCAGCCAGGCAGAAACUGAUGGUUCCCAGCCCCACUGGACACAGGGCUCUGUCCUCAAAGCCCCAGCACUUUCAGGUUCGAGUGAAGGUGUUUGAAGCCCGACAGCUCAUGGGCAACAACAUCAAGCCGGUGGUGAAGGUGUCUAUCGGAGGCCAGCAGCACCAAACACGGAUCAAGAUGGGAAACAACCCUUUCUUCAAUGAGCUCUUCUUCCAGAAUUUCUAUGAGAUUCCUGCAAAGUUCUUCGAUGAGACCAUCUUGAUCCAGGUGGUGAACUCCUCAGUGAUGAGAUACCAUGCAGAGAUUGGGAGAUUCCAAACAGAUAUUGGGUUUAUCUACCAUUCUCCAGGUCACACACUCCUGAGGAAAUGGUUAGGCCUCUGCCAACCAAAUAAUCCUGGCAGUGGCGUGAGAGGCUACCUGAAAGUCACCAUCUGUGCCCUUGGUGUGGGAGACCAGGGCCUGAUGGAUCAAAAGCUGCCCUACGUGGCUGAUGACACUGAUGUUAAGAUCUUCAAGUCAACAGCAGUCCCAGUCAACAUAGCUUACUUACAGUUCUUCAUCUACUGCGCAGAGGACCUUCAUCUCAGGGAACACCACUCAGUGAGUCCUGUGUUGGAAGUGGAACUCAUCGGGGAGAAGCUGAAGACGCACGUGCAGACCCACACCGACAACCCGAUAUGGAACCAGAUCCUCACCUUCCAGAUUCAGCUGCCCUGCCUCUCCAGCUAUGUCAAGUUUAGAGUCUUGGACUGCUCCAGGAGUAAUUACCAGGAUGAGAUUGGGACUGUCACCCUGUCCCUCAACCAGAUCUCGUCCACUGGAGAAGAGAUCGAAGGAAUGUACUCUGGCUUCCUACCCUGCUUUGGCCCCAGCUUCCUGAUUCUCCAUGGGGGUAAAAAGGCCCCCUUCAGGAUCCAAGAGGAAGGCGCGUGUAUUCCCAACUCUGUUAAGGAUGGUUUAGCUUAUCGAGGCCGAGUCUUCCUGGAGUUAACCACCCAAAUCAAGUCGCAUCAAGACUCUACGAUGAAGGAUCUCUCCCACGAAGUGACCAGCAUAGAGAAGCAACAGAACCGCCAAAAGUAUGGGCUGUGUGUCAUCUUCCUCUCCUGUACCAUGAUGCCCAACUUUAAGGACCUGAUCCAAUUUGAGGUCAGCAUCGGCCACUAUGGAAACAAGAUGGACCUGAAUUACAAGCCUCUAGUCUCAACCACACAGUACAGCCCAGUGAUAUAUGAUGGGAAUAUCUAUCAUUACGUGCCCUGGUACAACACCAAGCCUGUCGUGGCCGUGACCUCCAACUGGGAGGACGUCAGCUUCCGCAUGAACUGCCUCAACCUCCUCCACCUUACUCGGGACCAUCUGAAAGCCAAUCUGGACACCCUGAAAUCCAUGCGAAAUCCGAAGGACCCAGCUCUGCUCCAGCAGUGGCAGAAACUACUGAGGGAUCUGGUGGAGGACUGCAAGCAUCCUCUGCCGUGCAUGACCCAUCAGCCCAGAGCCACAGACCUGGACAAGAAGAGAUGGCAUCUCCGUAGCCUCCUCCUGCAGGAACUGGCCCAAAAGGCCAAGGAAGCCAAGCCCAGGGACAUGGUGGCCACUGUGGAGGACUGGUUGUACCGCCUCAACUCUGUGCUCCCUGAGCCCCAGAUGAGCUUUCCAGAUGUGAUGAUCUGGCUGAUGGCCAAUGAGCAGCGAGUAGCCUUCGCGCGGGUACCUGCCCACACCAUCCUGUUCUCCCCAACAGGGGCCCUGCACUCUGGAAAGUUCUGUGGGAAGAUUCAGACACUCUUCCUACAGUACCCAGAGGGUGAAGGACAGAAGGACACACUCCCGGCCCACCUCCGGGUCUGCAUGUGGCUUGGCAAUGUCACAGACAGCAAGGAUCUGCAGCUGCUCCGCCAGGGCAAUAUGGUGGUGUAUGCGGAGACGUACGAGAAUCAGGCCAAGUAUAAAGACCAGUGGGGGCAGCAGGGGCUGUACCGCUGCCCCAACUUCUCGGAUGUCAAGGGGCGCAAGGCCCUCCCCAAGACGUAUUUCAUGGUGCCCCCGGGAUGGCACUGGCAGGACAACUGGAUAGUGGAGCCUCAGAGGAGACUCCUCCUGGACAUAGACAUCAACAAGAGCCAGGUGCUGGAGGAGGUGUACGAGACCCAGGGCCGCGACGCCACAGGUGCUUGGGUGCCUGCAGCCAUCCCAAACACGGACGUGAAUGGAGAGCCCAUGAAAUCCCGGCAGGAGGUGAAGUGCCCCCAAGGCUGGCACUUUAAGAAGAACUGGACUGUGGAGCUGAACCAUGCGGUGGACAAUGAGGGCUGGGAGUAUGGAGUGGGGAUCCCACCCUCGGGCCGGCCGCAGGUCUGGAGCUCAGCGGAGAAGACCUACCACUCGUGCCGGCGGCGGCGCUGGGUGCGUGUGCGCUUCCGGGACCACAGGCAGCUCGGCUUCGAGCAAGAGACCCUCUCCUUCCUGCAGCCGGUGAGUGCCACCGGCCUGGCCAAGGAGGAAAACGAGGGCUGGGAAUAUGGCACCUUCGGCUCCAAGUUCCACCUGAACCCACAGCCCCAGAGCCGGUUCCGCCGCCGCUGCUGGCACCGCCGGCUGGCUCCCAACAAGGACCGGGGCAUUGCACCCAUGUUCCUCCUGGAGGGGUCCUUGAAUGUGGAUCUGAAACACCACGCUGAAAAGGAAGUGGAUGAGAAGUCGCGGUCAUGGAGGGACUCCUGGAGGGCGGCUCCAGAGGACACCCGGCCCCCCAACAUGCCCUUUAUCUACUGCGUCUUCAACAAACCCCACUACUACCAGCUCCUCUGCUACAUCUACCAGGCCCGGAACCUGAAGUCCAGCCAGAUCCUGACAUUCCAGGGGCCUUUCAUUCGGGUGGUCUUCUUGAACCACAGCCAGCGCACCCAAACCUUGAGGAGCUCUGCAGGCCCCACGUGGGCCCAGACGCUCAUCUUCCAGCACCUCCUCCUGUACGAGAACCCCCAGGACACCAAAGAGAGCCCACCGCUUGUGGUGCUGGAGCUGUGGCAGUGCAACUCCCAGGGCAAGGAGAGCUUGUGGGGACGGAGCGUGUGGCCCCCCGUGGUCUGGCUGGAUCUCCAAGACCGGAUCCUGCCCCCCAUGAGGUGGCACCCUCUUGUAAAAGAGUUGGGGGAGGAAGAGGGCGAGAUCUUAGCGUCCUGUGAGCUGAUCCUCGAGACUGAGAUGCUCAGAGAAAAGCACCUGCCAAUCUUAAGUGUUCCCUGGAAGAACGGGGUCUACACACUCCCCAAGAGCAUCCAGCCCAUGCUGAAGAAGAUGGCCAUUGAGAUCCUGGCCUGGGGCCUUCGGAACAUGAAGGUGGCAAGGUCCCCCCAGCUCCUGGUGGAAAUCGGGGAAGAGUCCCUGAGAACAGAACCCAUCAGGGACUUCCAGACUAACCCCAACUUCCCUGAGUCCGAGUCUGUCCUCUUCCUCACGGUGUUUAUGCCUGUGGAGGAGGCCUACGCGCUGCCCCUCGUGGUGAAGGUGGUGGACAAUCGGGACUUUGGCCAGCAGACCGUGGUGGGUCAGGCCAACCUCGACUUCCUCCAGCACUAUUUCUGUGACCCCUGGGCACAGGACUAUGUGUCCCCACAGCUUCCAACACUAUCUGUGAAGAAGCACCAGGACUUCCUAGGGUUCCUCUGUGAAAAGUUCUGGUUCAAGUCCAGCAAAGCCGAGGAUGAGUACGAGCAUGACGUGGACUGGUGGAGCAGGUUCUUCUGGGCCACAGGAGAUGGUCACAAGUCCCUGAAGAAUAAGUACAAAGACUACUACAGCCUAAAGGUAUAUGACUGUGAGCUGGAGGCUGUGCCAGCCUUCCAAGGCCUGCAGGACUUCUGCCAGACUUUCAAACUCUACCAGGAGCAGCCCAAGUUGGACAGCCCUGUGGUAGGGGAGUUCAAGGGCCUUUUCCGAAUCUACCCUUUUCCUGAGAAUCCGAAAGCCCCCAAGCCCCCGCGUCAGUUCUCAGUUUGGCCUGAGAGAGGGAACUUCCCUCAGCUGUGCUUGGUGCGGGUGUACGUGGUACGAGCCAUCAACCUGCAGCCCCAGGACUACAAUGGCUUGUGUGACCCUUAUGUGGUCCUGAAACUGGGGCAGACAACACUUGGCAACCGGGACACGUACAAGCCCAACACCCUGGAUCCCAUCUUUGGCAUGAUGUUUGAACUCACCUGCAACAUCCCCCUGGAGAAGGACCUAGAGAUCCAGCUAUAUGACUUUGACUUGUUUUCACCUGAUGAUAAGAUUGGAACUACAAUCAUUGACCUUGAAAACCGACUCCUGUCUGGCUUUGGAGCUCAUUGUGGGCUCUCCAAAUCUUAUUGCCUGGCAGGGCCCUUUAGGUGGCGGGAUCAGAUGCCCCCAAGCUGCCUCCUGGAACGCCAUGCCCAGCACAAAGGGCUGCCUCCACCUCUGUUCGACCCUAAGGAAGACUCUGUUUUUUACAAUGGGAAAAAAUUCAAGCUGAAAAGCUUUGAGCCCGAGUCUCCUACUGUUCAUGGUUUGGGACCCAAGAAGGAACGCCUCGCACUAUAUCUCCUGCACACCCAGGGGCUGGUACCUGAGCACGUGGAGACCCGUACACUGUACAGUGACAGCCAGCCAGGCAUUGACCAGGGAAAGGUGCAAAUGUGGGUGGACAUCUUCCCCAAGAGGCUGGGGCCUCCUGGCCCCCAAGUCAACAUCAGCCCCAGAAAGCCUAAACGGUAUGAGCUGCGCUGCAUUAUCUGGAAAACUGCCCAUGUGGACCUGGCAGAUGAAACUUUAAGCAGAGAGAAGAUGAGCGACAUCUACGUCAAAGGGUGGUUAUAUGGGCUAGAAAAGGACAUGCAGAAGACAGAUAUCCACUACCACUCCCUGACUGGGGAGGGCAACUUCAACUGGCGGUUCAUCUUUACCAUGGACUACCUGGCGGCAGAGGGUGUGUGCGUCCAGAGCCAGAAGGAUUACAUAUGGAGCCUGGACCCCACACUGAUGAAGUUCCCAGCCCGGCUCAUCAUCCAAGUCUGGGACAAUGACAUCUUCUCCCCUGAUGACUUCCUAGGGGUCCUGGAGCUGGAUCUGUCUGACAUGCCCCUCCCAGCCCGGCAUGCCCACCAGUGCUCCACCAGGAUGAUGGAUGCCGACCCCAAGUGGCCCUACUUCCUCCAACACAAGCACUUCUCCCUCUUUAAAAAGAAGACUGUAACUGGCUGGUGGCCUUGCCAGGUCCUUGAUGGUGACAAAUGGCGCUUGUCGGGCAAAGUGAAGAUGACUCUGGAGAUUCUGUCAGAGAAGGAUGCCUUGAUCAAGCCAGCUGGGCGAGGCCAGUCGGAACCCAAUCAAUACCCUACACUUCAUCCUCCCCUACGCACCUACUCCUCUCUCAUAUGGCUGCAGUCACCUGUUCAAAACUUCUGUCAUGUUCUCUGGAAACGCUACCACUUCAAAAUCAUAGCCUUCUUGGUCAUAUCAAUUAUGGCAUUUAUGCUGUUCAACUUUAUCUAUUCAGCUCCGAACUAUUUGGCCAUGAGCUGGAUCAAACCUGAACUUCGGCUUUAUCCUCCCAUUAAAAUAUACAAUGACAUCACUUCACAAAACACCAGCAACGCCAGUUCUUCCAUCCUCACCACCCAGGGUCCAAACCUAAAGCCUACAAUGGACGAUGGGUGGCAAGUUCUCCAGGGAACCAAGAAUCACCUGAGUGACAUUUUUCCAGAACUUCCAGCUCCACAAGACUAA
Molecule: messenger RNA, 6180 nt
Organism: Cynocephalus volans (Philippine flying lemur)
Lineage: Eukaryota; Metazoa; Chordata; Mammalia; Dermoptera; Cynocephalidae
Gene: FER1L5
Product: fer-1 like family member 5
Exons: 53
Coding region: 1-6180 (2059 amino acids)
Biological process (GO): plasma membrane repair; vesicle fusion; macrophage activation involved in immune response
Cellular component (GO): membrane; T-tubule; cytoplasmic vesicle
Source: RefSeq, a predicted model, not a curated record